AUGUCGAAGUCCGUUCCUUUCUACCACUAUACCAACGGUCCCGGCUUGGAGGGCAUCUUAAAGGAAGGGCGCCUUGGGGUCUCCGACCCCAAAAAGGGGGAUGCCGUGGAGGGGAGGGGCACCUAUGGUACCAACCUCGUACCAUCCACCCGGGCUAAAGCCAUCGCCGAGAAUAAUUGGGAUAGUGGAUGGAAAACCGCCAUGGAGCAUGGUAAGAUGGAUCGCUACAUCCGCUGCGAGAUUCCCAAGCAGGAGCUGAAGGUCCGGCCGGGCCAUGGCCAGCGCAAGGACGGUCAGAUCUUUGUCCAUCCGGAGGGCAUCGACCUCCGCAAGUAUCCCACGAAGUACGGUCGGGUGGGGCAGGACACAGUGCCCCAGGCCAAGCGGUAUGAUCCGGACCGCCGUGGGCCAUCACGUCCGCCUCCUCCACCCCCUCCCCGUUCCUCGCCGCUGCCCCCCUCCCCGGCGAGGGCAGCCUCGCAGUCUGCAGGACUCACAAAACAGGCUCCGACCGUCCGUCACUCCUCAGGGAGCACCAGGGAGGCCAUCUCGGCUGCGUUUGGGCGCGAUCUGGGAGAAGCCACAACUUGGAACUCUGUUCCGCAGCUGCAGAGCAGCGGCCGCAACUCACGAGGGAACUAUUACGAAUCCUAUGAUGAUGGCUCCUACCGCUAUGAGAACCUAGAUGGCUCAACGUACAGAUGUGAUGCAGACGGCCACACAACAUACACCACCCCGGGUGGCUGGGUCGUCGAGUCCCAAGACAGUGAUGUUGGGUCCGAAGUGGCGGGUUUCGCGGUGCCGGUCGAAGAUAGCGACGAUGGGGAGUGUGCAGUGGCGGGUUUUGCGGUAGAGGUCGAAGACAGCCACAGUGACGGUGGAUGCGGAUAUGGCGGUGGUAGUGACUACGGGGACGACUAUGGCGGCGGCAGCGAUUAUGGCGACGACUACGACGACUACUACGACGACGAUUACUAG
This is a messenger RNA of Symbiodinium necroappetens, 978 nucleotides long. The record is from the annotation of a GenBank genome assembly. Lineage: Eukaryota; Dinophyceae; Suessiales; Symbiodiniaceae.